AGUCAACGCCCUUUGGUUGAGCCACGAGAAUCUGAUUCUCGUUCGCAACACAGCCUUGCCAAUAUUUCGAGCCUCUAGCAUCUUCACAUCGAGUUGAAUUUCUAUUUCUAAGCAGCGCCCUGCGAGCAGACAGUCAGUCGAAGCUACGUACCCUCGUUCAUGUACGCUGUCGACGGUCGGAGAGAAAGCCGAUACCCCUCAAUCCCCUGUGGAGAAUCCCAGCACGGACAGGGAUCCAAGUCCGAGUUGGAGGAGCGACCGGAAGUUUGGGCCCUUGGGGUUGAGCCUUGGCGACUCGAAACUCGAGAUGCUUGCUUGGCCUUCGCGCAGAAGAGCGUGUCAGAGCAUGACACCAUCCGCGGAUACCUGUACAGCUGAUGCGUACAUUAGACACUCCAGCACUCGCUGUGCACACUCCUGACGACUGAGCUGCUGCAAGAUCUGAAGAAUCACAAGGGACAAACAACACCGCAAAGGUCCAUCUACCAUGCGUCCCGCCCUCCAUUCCGCUGCGAUUCCCUCGCGAACCGCCCAGUGCCACGCCUCCAACCUUCUGAGACUCCCCGACGGCACAUUGCUCUGCGCCUGGUUCGGUGGCUCGCAGGAAGGCCUACCCGACAUCGCCAUCUGGCUCUCGCGCCUCACACCCGGAAGCGAAGAAUGGUCCGAGCCCCAGAAGAUCUCUGCCGUCGACAAUCGCAGCUGCCAGAAUCCAGUGCUCUUCAAGGCCCCUGACACCGGCAAGCUCUGGCUGUUCCACACGGCACAGGAUGUCGGCAACCAAGAUGGCGCUGUCUUGCUGACGCGCACAUCAGAAGACGACGGCAAAACGUGGUCAGAGCCCAGCUUCCCCUUUGGCGAUCGACGGGGGUCACUCGCGAGACAGCCUGUGCAGGUUCUACAAGACGGCACAUGGGCGCUCCCCGUGUUCAACUGUCGUGCCCCCGAGGGCCAGCGAUGGAUCGGCAACGACGACACCUCGACGAUCCUCUACACCAAGGAUGGCGGGAAGACCUGGGGUGCCAGUGACGUGCCAGAGGGCGUGGGCGCCGUGCACAUGAACCCCAUCCGCCCACGCGAUGCGUCUUCGCCAUGGAUCGCCCUGUUCCGAAGUCGCUGGGCCGACAACAUCUACCGCUCGACGUCUCCCGACGGUCUCAACUGGGCGCCGCCACAGCCUACAAAGCUGCCCAACCCCAACAGUGGCAUCUGCGCUUCACGAUUACCCUCGGGGCAGCUCGUCGUCGUCUUCAACCGCUCGCGCCACGAACCUGGACUUGCCAAGCGAGAGGGUCUGUACGACGAUAUCACGCCCGAGUCGGACAAGCGGCCCAACCAAGUGGCCGUGCAUGGUAAAGAAGCCAUCUGGGGCAUGCCCCGCAAGGCGUUGACCGUUGGCUACUCAAACGACGACGGGCUCACGUGGAAGGAGAGGAUCUUGGAGGAUGGCGAUGGGUUCUGCAUGACCAACGACUCGAUGAAGAAGACGAACCGCGAGCUGAGCUACCCGAGCAUCUUGAUCGACGACGACGGUACGACGAACAUUGCUUUUACUUUCCAUAGGCAGCAUAUCAAGUAUGUCAGGAUCGACGAUGUGCUUGGAUGGGUGGACGAAGAUCCUAUAGCUUAG
Molecule: messenger RNA, 1630 nt
Organism: Emericellopsis atlantica
Lineage: Eukaryota; Fungi; Ascomycota; Sordariomycetes; Hypocreales; Bionectriaceae
Product: glycosyl hydrolase
Exons: 1
Coding region: 488-1630 (380 amino acids)
Source: RefSeq, a predicted model, not a curated record